Messenger RNA from Sitophilus oryzae (rice weevil), 1089 nucleotides. It is a transcript of the gene Task6, whose product is annotated as two pore potassium channel protein sup-9. Gene Ontology annotation, molecular function: potassium ion leak channel activity. Gene Ontology annotation, biological process: stabilization of membrane potential; potassium ion transmembrane transport. The record is from RefSeq and is a predicted model, not a curated record. The transcript is spliced from 7 exons. NCBI's taxonomy places the organism in Eukaryota, Metazoa, Arthropoda, Insecta, Coleoptera, Curculionidae. Bases 1 to 1089 code for a protein of 362 amino acids. Gene Ontology annotation, cellular component: membrane.
AUGAAGAAGCAAAACGUUCGCACUUUAUCUCUGAUCGUGUGCACCUUCACCUACCUGCUCACAGGGGCCGCCUUCUUCGACGCUCUCGAGUCCGAGACGGAGAGCAAACGCAAAAUCGUCCUGCAAGAAAUCCAUGUGAUUAUUCGACGCAAAUACAAUAUAAGCGACGAGGACUUCCGGAUAAUGGAGACGGUCGUGCUGAAAUCGGAACCGCACAGGGCCGGCCAGCAAUGGAAAUUCACCGGCGCGUUCUACUACGCCACCACCGUCUUAACGACAAUAGGAUACGGCCACUCCACUCCUAGCACCGUAUCUGGAAAAUUGUUUACGAUGGUCUACGCCAUGAUUGGAAUUCCACUAGGAUUAGUUAUGUUCCAGAGCAUCGGCGAAAGAGUUAACAAACUUAGCAGUGUUAUAAUUCGAUCAGUGCGGUCUUCUUUAAACUGUAAACAAACGACUGCUUCCGAGUUGGACUUAAUUUGUGUAGUGACUUUUUUAUCAUCUUUGACUAUUUUGGGUGGUGCGGCUGCAUUUUCACGCUACGAAGGAUGGAGCUACUUCGAUUCAGUCUAUUACUGCUUCAUCACUCUCACUACGAUAGGGUUUGGAGAUAUGGUGGCCCUUCAAAAGGACAACGCUCUCAGCCAGAAGCCGGAGUACGUCAUGUUCUCGCUCAUAUUUAUUCUGUUCGGCUUGGCCAUCGUAGCCGCCUCUUUGAAUCUUCUAGUAUUGAGGUUCGUCACGAUGAACACGGAGGACGAAAGAAGAGACGAAGCACAAGCAAUACAGGCUCUUGCUGGUGCUGUACGAUUAGAAGGUGAUGUCAUCACUGCAAAUGGUUCCAUAUUAAGUGGUCAAUUAGGUCACCAUUGUACAGAAACUACUUCAAUAGAUAUCGAUGAUACCUCAGUGUGUUCCUGUCCUUGUGGUUGUAUACCAACGAAUAGUAGACACAGGUUUACAGUAAGGAGAUCCCCCACCCAAAUCAGGCACCUGCUUCCUGUGUUGCCAAUGCACGAACUGCACCUUCCGCAUGGUCCGGUGGUGCCAGCUCCCGCAAUCUACCCCAACCAUAGGGCUUCGAUAUGA